GCCAUCCCAACGCGGCGUGUGACGCGGGCUACGACCAAUCGCACCGCUGUCCUCCGAGACAAGGAGAACGCGACGGCUCGGGCAGGACGUACAGCUGCAUCCCGCGCGAAACCCCCCUCCUCUCAAUCCGCCGCAGACAAGCCAGAGAAUGCGAAGCCGCCGGGUGCCGUGCGCGCGACGGGCUCGACUGCAGCCACAAGGGCCAAGUCGAUUGGUGUGGCUACCUCUCAGGUUGAUCCUGCCGCCCAGGGCAAGCGCAAGCGCGCGGCUCUCGGCGAGGUCCCCAAACCACCGGAGAACAAGGCGAAGCUUGCCAUUGCUCCGGGUACCACCGACCUCAAGGGUAAGGAGCGCGUCAAGGAGAUCAAGGAGAAGUUCGAGGGCGUCGUUCUCAAACAGACAACCACGACCACGACUGUCCGCAGACCCUUGCGCACCGUAGUGGAUUCGAGCACGACUUCGACAACUGCGGCAUCGCGUCGAACCCGGAGUACGACUACAGGCACACAAGCGCACGUACAGCCCUCGCAAGGCAAGCACCUGGAGGUCUUGAGAGAGCACGACGAAGAUGCUAUGGCUAUCGACCCCCAACCUCCUGCACCUAUACCGUCGCCACAGCGGUUUGUGGCUGCUCGCGAGGCCGCGCGAACAAGUAUCCCUGGAGGUUCACGAGUGCCCCGUCGGAUAUCGGGGCGUUCGCUAAAGCAGGAGGACGAUGAGGAAGAGGCUACUCGUGCGCACAAGAAGCGGCGUACGUCGUCAGAUGUCCCGGACGUGGCAGCGAUGCACGAAGAGGAGGUAGAGAACGCUGUGAUACCCAAGAGCGAGUUCGAGGAGGAAGUGGAAAAUGACGCGUGGGAUGAUCUGGAUGCAGAGGACGCGGAUGACCCGCUCAUGGUGAGCGAGUAUGUGGUCGAGAUCUUUGAGUACCUCAAGAAGGUCGAGCAAACCACCAUGCCCAACCCGAACUACAUGGCGAACCAGAAGGACCUGGCUUGGAAGAUGCGCGGGAUUCUCACCGACUGGCUCAUCCAAGUCCACUCUCGCUUCCGUUUGCUCCCCGAGACGUUGUUCCUUUGCGUCAACAUCAUUGACCGCUUCCUCUCCGCGCGCGUCGUCUCCCUGGCGAAACUCCAGCUCGUAGGGAUCACGUGCAUGUUCAUCGCGGCGAAGGUCGAGGAGAUCGUCGCACCCUCCGCUAGCAACUUCCUCUACUGUGCGGACUCGUCAUACACGGAGACCGAAAUUCUCCAGGCGGAACGCUACGUCCUGAAGACCAUCGAGUGGAACUUGAGCUACCCGAAUCCCAUCCACUUCCUUCGCCGCAUCAGCAAGGCAGAUGACUACAACGUCCAGGUUCGGACCAUCGGCAAGUACCUGCUUGAGAUCCAGUGCCUCGAGUGGCGCCUCAUCGCCGCCCCGCCCUCCCUUCUUGCCGCUGCGUCCGUCUGGCUCGCUCGUUUGAUUCUCGGAUAUUCGGACUGGACACCGAACCUCGCUCACUACUCGUCGUACCGCGAAAGGGACAUCAUCCCCACCGCCAACUUGAUGCUGAACUACAUCCUGAAGCCCGCACGGCAUCAGUCGUUCUUCAAGAAGUAUGCGUCCAAGAAGUUCUUGAAGGCAAGUAUCUUUGUUCGCGACUGGGCCCUGGAGCGAUGGGAGGAGAACACGCAGGUGGACCUCUUGGUAGAACUUCCUGUUCUCAAAGCGAUCAUCCAAGACCAGCGGGCUGCAGAGGAGCAAAUAGCUCAGGCAAACGGCACGACGGGCAGCGAUACGUUCCAGGAGCGAUGAGGUGUAUCAUGUCUGACGAACUUUUUUCGUUCGCCGGAUCGUACUUUGCGCGCAUGACUUGCUUGCAUCACCCCGGGACACCUCCAUCCUCAUCCCUAUAUCGCUUCUGGUCUUUCUCGUCACCGCUUUUCUGGCCUCUUUGUUGUGUAGCAUGCACGAACUCUCGCCGCCACUCCGGACGGCUCACGUCAAAACCUUGCAUAUCUGCAUCGAUGUUUAUUGUUGUCUAAUCCUCCUCUGUGAUACCUCCCUCCACACCUCCCCGGUCUCUGCUCUCCUGUUCCACGGCCUCGCCUCCGCCUACCCAGUCGACCUUCGCAUUCUCCCCCACACUCCAGUCCCUUCUCGUUCCUCACGCAUUCCCCCUCAUUGUCAAUAUUCCCCAGUUGUAUCUACCCACCCUCCCC
Molecule: messenger RNA, 2204 nt
Organism: Trametes versicolor FP-101664 SS1
Lineage: Eukaryota; Fungi; Basidiomycota; Agaricomycetes; Polyporales; Polyporaceae
Product: A/B/D/E cyclin
Exons: 5
Coding region: 574-1797 (407 amino acids)
Biological process (GO): G2/M transition of mitotic cell cycle; regulation of cyclin-dependent protein serine/threonine kinase activity
Cellular component (GO): nucleus; cyclin-dependent protein kinase holoenzyme complex; centrosome
Molecular function (GO): cyclin-dependent protein serine/threonine kinase regulator activity
Source: RefSeq, a predicted model, not a curated record